CAGGUCCACUCGCGGUCCAGCCGAACGCCCGGGGCCGUGGUGAUUGGAGACGCGGACGCGCGGAGUCCGGAGCCACCCGGGGCUCCACCGCGCAGCCGACAUGGGUAACGCCGGGAGCAUGGACUCGCAGCAGACCGAUUUCAGGGCGCACAACGUGCCUUUGAAGCUGCCGAUGCCCGAGCCAGGUGAACUGGAGGAAAGAUUUGCCAUCGUACUGAAUGCUAUGAACCUACCUCCUGACAAAGCCAGGUUACUGCGGCAGUAUGACAAUGAGAAAAAGUGGGAGCUGAUUUGUGAUCAGGAGCGCUUCCAGGUGAAGAACCCUCCCCAUACCUACAUUCAGAAGCUCAAAGGCUAUCUGGAUCCAGCUGUGACCAGGAAGAAAUUCAGAAGGCGUGUCCAAGAAUCUACACAAAUGCUAAGAGAACUGGAAAUUUCUUUAAGGACUAACCAUAUUGGCUGGGUCAGAGAGUUUUUGAAUGAAGAAAACAAAGGCCUCGAUGUCCUUGUAGAAUAUCUUUCUUUUGCGCAGUAUGCAGUCACUUUUGACUUUGAAAGUGUGGAAAGUACCGUGGAGAGUUCGGUGGACAAGUCAAAGCCCUGGAGUAGGUCCAUUGAGGACCUGCACAGAGGGAGCAACCUGCCGUCACCUGUGGGCAACAGUGUAUCCCGCUCUGGAAGACACUCUGCACUGCGGUAUAAUACUUUGCCAAGCAGAAGAACCCUGAAAAACUCAAGAUUAGUGAGUAAGAAAGAUGAUGUUCAUGUCUGCAUCAUGUGUCUACGAGCCAUCAUGAAUUACCAGUAUGGUUUCAAUAUGGUUAUGUCUCAUCCACAUGCUGUCAAUGAAAUUGCACUAAGCUUGAACAACAAGAAUCCCAGAACAAAAGCCCUCGUCUUAGAGCUGUUGGCAGCUGUUUGUCUUGUCAGAGGCGGGCAUGAAAUUAUUUUAUCAGCUUUUGAUAACUUCAAGGAGGUUUGCGGAGAAAAACAGCGCUUUGAGAAGUUGAUGGAGCACUUCAGAAAUGAAGACAAUAACAUAGACUUUAUGGUGGCCUCUAUGCAGUUUAUUAAUAUUGUAGUCCAUUCAGUAGAAGACAUGAACUUUAGAGUUCAUCUUCAAUAUGAAUUUACCAAAUUAGGCCUGGAUGAAUACCUGGACAAACUGAAACAUACUGAGAGUGACAAGCUGCAAGUACAGAUUCAGGCUUACCUGGACAACGUGUUUGACGUGGGAGCUUUGCUCGAAGAUGCCGAAACCAAGAAUGCAGCCUUGGAGAGGGUGGAAGAACUGGAAGAGAACAUCUCUCAUCUAUCUGAAAAGCUGCAGGAUACGGAGAAUGAAGCCAUGUCCAAGAUUGUGGAACUGGAAAAGCAGCUCAUGCAGAGGAACAAGGAACUGGAUGUUGUGCGUGAAAUCUACAAAGAUGCAAAUACUCAAGUUCACACAUUAAGAAAAAUGGUCAAAGAAAAAGAGGAAGCCAUUCGAAGACAGUCUACCCUGGAAAAAAAGAUCCAUGAGCUGGAGAAACAGGGGACCAUUAAAAUUCAGAAGAAGGGGGAUGGGGACAUCGCCAUACUGCCAGUUGUGGCCUCUGGCACAUUGGCUACUGGGUCUGAAGUAGUAGCGGGUAACUAUGUGGGACCAGUUACAGGGGCUGCCGCCUCAGGACCCUUGCUCCCACCUCCCCCACCACUACCUCUGUCAUCAGACACACCUGAAGCAGUGCAAAAUGGACCGGACACUCCGUCUAUGCCGCCGCCCCCACCCCCGCCCCCUCCCCCGCCCCCACCUCCACCCCCUCCGCCACCACCUCCUCUUCCUGGCCCUGCUGCUGAGACUGUGCCAGGUCCUCCUCUCCCACCACCCCCUCCUCCCUCUGCACCCCCGCUGCCUGGGACAUCUUCACCCACAGUGGUUUUCAACUCAGGAUUAGCAGCUGUGAAAAUUAAGAAGCCAAUCAAGACGAAGUUCAGAAUGCCAGUGUUUAACUGGGUGGCCCUGAAGCCAAAUCAGAUCAAUGGCACCGUCUUCAAUGAAAUCGAUGACGAGCGGAUUCUGGAGGACUUAAAUGUGGAUGAAUUUGAGGAAAUAUUCAAGACAAAAGCCCAGGGUCCUGCCAUUGAUCUUUCUUCUAGCAAGCAGAAGAUAACACAGAAGGGACCAAGCAAAGUGACGUUGCUCGAAGCAAACAGGGCCAAAAAUCUUGCUAUAACUUUAAGGAAAGCUGGAAAGACUGCUGAUGAGAUUUGUAAAGCAAUUCAUGUGUUUGACUUGAAGACACUGCCUGUGGACUUUGUGGAAUGUCUGAUGCGGUUCUUGCCAACUGAGAAUGAGGUGAAGGUGCUCCGGCUGUAUGAGCGGGAGAGGAAGCCCUUGGAGAGCUUGUCAGAUGAAGACCGCUUCAUGAUGCAGUUCAGUAAGAUUGAGCGGCUCAUGCAGAAGAUGACCAUCAUGGCCUUCAUCGGGAACUUCGCAGAAAGCAUCCAGAUGCUGACUCCUCAACUGCAUGCAAUUAUAGCAGCAUCUGUCUCCAUAAAGUCAUCCCAAAAGCUCAAGAAAAUUCUAGAGAUCAUUUUAGCCCUUGGAAACUAUAUGAAUAGCAGCAAGCGAGGAGCAGUUUAUGGAUUUAAACUUCAGAGUUUAGACCUGCUCUUAGAUACAAAGUCAACAGACCGAAAACAAACGUUAUUACACUAUAUAUCAAACGUUGUAAAAGAAAAAUAUCACCAAGUGUCUCUGUUUUAUAAUGAGCUUCAUUAUGUGGAAAAGGCUGCUGCAGUCUCCCUUGAGAAUGUUCUUCUGGAUGUCAAGGAGCUGCAGAGGGGCAUGGACUUGACCAAGAGGGAGUACACCAUGCAUGACCACAACACGCUGCUGAAGGAGUUCAUCUUCCACAAUGAGGGCAAGCUGAAAAAGCUGCAGGAUGAUGCCAAGAUUGCCCAGGAUGCCUUUGAUGAUGUGGUGAAGUAUUUUGGAGAAAACCCCAAGACAACGCCACCCUCUGUGUUCUUCCCAGUCUUUGUUCGGUUUGUGAAAGCCUAUAAGCAAGCAGAAGAGGAAAACGAGCUGAGGAAAAAGCAGGAGCAAGCCCUCAUGGAAAAAUUGCUGGAGCAGGAAGCUCUGAUGGAACAGCAGGACCCAAAGUCUCCUUCCCAUAAAUCAAAGAGGCAGCAACAAGAGUUAAUUGCAGAGUUAAGAAGACGGCAAGUUAAAGAUAAUAGACACGUGUAUGAGGGGAAAGAUGGUGCUAUUGAAGAUAUCAUCACAGCCUUAAAGAAGAAUAAUAUCACUAAAUUUCCAAAUGUUCACUCGAGGAUCUUAGAAACCAACCAUACAGAAGAGCCGAUGCGGUGAGGAGAAGUGUCAGGCGACGCUUUGACGAUCAGAACUUACGCUCCGUUAAUGGUGCCGAAAUGAUGAUGUGAACCUGAGAAGUGCUUACAAGUGGAGGGCACACACAAAUGGAAUUGCCAGUGGGAACUUAUUAAUGUGCUGCCAUUUAGCUGCAGCCCUGAACACAGAUAAAAUAUUCUUAAGGGCUCAGUUUUAGCAAAUAUAGGAAUUUUAAAAAUUAUGGGUUCUCUUUUCGACCCUUGUUAACAAGUGCCUAAAAAUGGAAAUACCUGCUCAGAUUAAUCAAAGCAAUAGGAUUUGAUUUGAUUAGGUAUCUUUUUACGUCAGUAUGUUACUCAGUUUUUUAACCAAAAUGUAAAUUUCGUAUUAAAUUCAUUACUUGCCAUUGUAAUUGUUCCUGAUGGCCCACCCUGGUUUCCUGAUAAGUUGUAUAUAACACAGAUGCAUCUGCUAUAGACUCCUUUUGCUGAGAUGUCUUUGAAGGAACUAUGUUUCAACCAUAUCCAAUUUUGUUUAAGAACAUGCAAUGGAGAAGGAAGUCACAUGAUAAAAGCCUUCAAUCAUGAAGCCCCAGCAACUGCAAACAGGAUGCAGCUGUUCCAUACUCUACUUUUGUGCAAGGGUGCCAUGCCCUGUGAGACAUUCAGUGGAUGAAUGCAAGAUAAUGGCAUAAAAUGUUAAGUCUUAUUUGAAGUACUGUGUUCCUAAGCUAGAGGCAGUUUUUUUUUUUCAAAAUAUUGCAAAUAUAUUUAUUAAUUAGCACUAAAUUUAAUGUCUGAGCAAUGAGUACUUUUGAGAACCAUUAUGGGUCAAUCCUGAAAGUAGAAAUCGGUGCCUUGUUAGUCAGGGAGAAUUUAUCACUCUUGUCAGUAAGCAUUCAAGAUUGCAUGUUCUAGAUGAACCUGGCUUGAUUCUCUUCUGACAAUCCAAGGAUUUUUUUGUCCCUUUUGUAAAUUGGGAGUAUACUAACACAUUUGGAAUCAUGUAUCAAAGUGAACUGUCCAUUUCCCUUAGGAGGAACUACAGUUAAGUUGUUGAAAAACAUUAACAUUUGGAUUAACUUCACUAUUAAUUUCCUUCCUCACUAGCAAGGCAAUUGUUCCAUCCCAAAGUCAAAAACUGGACUGAAGCUAGCUAAAUCUAUACUUUCCAUAAUCUACAUUCUGCUUCUGGCUUACCUUCUUGGCACAUCAGUAUAUUAAUUGUAAAGUUUAUUGUAUAGUAUUUAACCACUGAAUUUCUUUUGUGUUCAUGUGAACUCCUUGGUGAAGGUCCCUUUCCCAUGAUGUGUAGUUAUAUGAUCUCUCUUUAAAUGUACAGAUAUUUUGCUAUAAAAUUGGUGCAGUUUUUUAUGGUUUUUACACUUGUCUUUAAUUCUCACCUAAACCUCUGGGUAAUACUGUAAAUAUUGUUUAAAAUGCAUCAGCUUAUGUUAUUCAAUCUGAAUGUUCCUUUAACUUAUAGUUUUUUUAAAAAAAUAUAUUUAACUACAAGGACAAGUUAGGAGUCAGUUCCAUAUUUCACCUUAGUACACCCAUUUACAGAUUAUAUUUAAACUGCCACUUGCUGGCACAGUUCCAUAAAUGUGUAUUUUAAAAAGAACAUGCCAAAAUUUUGUCUUCCUAUUGAGUCAACAAUUAUUUUGAUAAAAAUAGCAAUUUGACAAUAGGAUAGAUAUAAAACAAAGUUGGACCUUUACCACAACGUAGCUGUCUUCCAAAGGCCAAUGCUUGUGUACAUUUGUUAAAAUGAUUGGCUACUAACAUUGGAAUAGACAAUAAUGUUGGCAUGUUCUUUUCUAUGUCUAUUAAUGAGCCUGCUUCUUAGCAAUAUUAGAAAUGUUUUAUAAACAAUUCAUGUUACUUUUUGGGUCUUUCAUGCCAUAUGAGCAAAUAAACUAUUUACACUACUA
Molecule: messenger RNA, 5270 nt
Organism: Jaculus jaculus (lesser Egyptian jerboa)
Lineage: Eukaryota; Metazoa; Chordata; Mammalia; Rodentia; Dipodidae
Gene: Fmnl2
Product: formin like 2
Exons: 27
Coding region: 101-3358 (1085 amino acids)
Biological process (GO): cortical actin cytoskeleton organization; regulation of cell shape; cell migration
Cellular component (GO): cytosol
Molecular function (GO): actin filament binding; small GTPase binding
Source: RefSeq, a predicted model, not a curated record